AUGGCAAUAACUCAAUAUGACUCAGAUAUGGAUACCAACAGUGGACCCUCCAGCUUGGAUGGUAGCCUGCAAGCUACUGGAGAAGAGCAAGAACUAGCUUUGAGUAGCCAGGGUUUUUAUAACAUUGUUGGAGGAAAGCCUUCAGGAAGCCCAACAAUUGAUGGUGCCCAUGAUGAAAGAGGUCACCUAUGGUGUGGCACAGAGAAGGCUCAAAUCAUGUUGCUACUGCUUCAGCUUAUUCUGCUUCUGUGGCGGAGGGGAGCCUCUGAGAUACACAAAGCCAAAUGUCUCCUGACUCUGGAGCAGGGUGAAGUGGACCCAGACAAUCACUACAAAUCAGGAGAUUAUUUCAUUAGCGGCAUAAUCUCUGCAAGGGACACUAGGUUUGAAUCAUUAAGCUUUGACAGAAGUCCUUCAAUAAUGUUCCUUAAACCAUCAUCCAAUCAUUAUUGGAAAUUUCUGCCCUUCCUUUUUGCCACUGAGGAGAUUGACAAGAAUGGCCAUCUCUUACCUAACAUCACUCUGGGUUACAAUGUUUAUCAAAUUUUCUUCAAGGUAGAAAUGACUUCAGAUCCAUUGCUGGACCUGCUUUCAGAUGGGGAGGCCAAUGUUCCCAACUACAGGUGUGGAUGGCAGAGAAACUCAGUAGCUGUUCUGGAAGGGGCUGAAACUGGCAUCUCCAUCCAGAUUUCAACCAUGCUCGGCACCUACAAAAUCCCUCAGGAUGCCUUUUCGGUGAAAGUCUGGAGACGGUGCAGACAGAGAGAAGAACUGGUGGCUGUGAGGGAAGAGGAGAUUGAUCGGAUCCUGGCUAUGGACAGUUACUUGACUUACAGCACCAUCUGGGCUGUGGGAAGGGCCUUACAUUCAGCUCAUAUCUCCACAUUCAAGAGAUCAGCGAGGAACAGAGGCAUGAAGCUAGAAGCCCCAAGGCUGACGGCUUGGCAGGUAUGUCUUUCCCGUCAGGCAUGUACAGUAUCUUCUCUUCACCCUUUCCUUCAGAGCCCUCAGUUUCACAAUAAUUCCAUAGAUGGGGUAUAUUUGGAUGAGAAAGGAGAUUUGACGGCUGACUUGAACAUUGUGAACUGGGUUGUUUUCCCAAACAAAUCUGUCAAGAGAACAAAAACUGGAAGUCUAGAAAAACAGACAACUCAGGAUUUUAAAGUUACCAUUGACCAGAGGAGUAUUGGACAGAGCCUACCAACUUCCAGGUGUGUGGAAAGCUGUCAUCCUGGAUUCAUGAAGGUGGUUUUGGAAGGGAAACCCAUCUGUUGCUACAAUUGUGUUCCUUGUCCAGAAGGAACCAUCUCCACCAUGGAAGAUGCUGAACGAUGCACAAAAUGUCCAGCAGAUCAGCAUCCAAGUCUCAGCCAAGAUGACUGUAUACCUAAGAUGGAAACUUUCCUAUCCUACCAAGAAAUGUUGGGGAUCAUGCUAGCUUCCCUUGCCUUGUUCUUGUCUUUGGCAACCAUUUUUCUCUUUGGAAUAUUCAUUAAAUUUCGAGAAACUCCCUUGGUCAAAGCCAGCAAUCGUGAUCUCUCCUACAUCCUCCUCAUCUCCCUUCUGUUUUCAUUCUUGACCUCAUUCUUAUUCAUUGGUCAACCAAAAGUAACCACUUGCCUUGUCCAACAAACAGCAUUCAGCAACAUUUUUACAGUUGCCAUUUCUACUGUCUUGGCCAAAACUGUCAUGGUGGUAUUAGCCUUCUUGGCCACAAAACCAGGGAAUAAUGUACAGAGAUGGUUAGGGAAGAGCAUGGCCAAUUCUAUCAUCCUUUCUUGCUCUGGAGUCCAAGUUGUCCUUUGCAGCAUCUGGUUGGGCACCUCUCCCCCAUUCCCUGAGUCGGACAUGUAUUCAGAAUCUGCUGAGGUCAUCCUUCAAUGUAAUGAAGGCUCUCGUGCCAUGUUCUAUCUUGCCCUCGGCUAUAUGAGCUUCCUGGCUAUCAUCUGCUUCACAAUGGCCUUCCUAGCCAGGAAUCUACCUGGGGCCUUCAACGAAGCCAAGUUGAUCACCUUCAGCAUGAUGGUCUUCUGUAGCGUCUGGAUAUCCUUUGUACCCACUUACCUGAGCACCAAGGGGAAGUAUAUGGUAGCCGUGCAGGUCUUCUCCAUGUUGGCUUCCAGCGCUAGCCUGUUGCUAUUAAUUUUUCUCCCCAAAUGUUACAUUAUUUUCCUAAGACCAGAUCUGAAUACAAAAGAACAUAUGAUGUCAAAAUAA
Crotalus tigris (Tiger rattlesnake) is the source of this 2217-nucleotide messenger RNA. RefSeq names its product vomeronasal type-2 receptor 26-like. Gene Ontology annotation, molecular function: G protein-coupled receptor activity. Gene Ontology annotation, cellular component: membrane. The coding region runs from base 1 to 2217 and encodes 738 amino acids. Lineage: Eukaryota; Metazoa; Chordata; Lepidosauria; Squamata; Viperidae. The transcript is spliced from 7 exons. Gene Ontology annotation, biological process: G protein-coupled receptor signaling pathway. The record is from RefSeq and is a predicted model, not a curated record.